AUGUCCGACGUCCCACCAACCGAGUCCAUUCCCAAACCAGAGGAACCUAAAGAACCACAACAGUCUCCUCAGCAACCUCAGUUCCAGCAAGUACCUCCGAAUUACUACCAAUUUCCACCUCAAGGUUACUACCCACCACAAGGCUUCCCGAACUACCCUCCUCAGCCUAUGCCUUACUUCCCCAACCCUUGGAUGUUUAUGCAAAACCCUGCCCCACAAUUCCAAUUCCAAUCUCAGUCCAAGAGAGACCAAGACUUCGAAGAAGGUCUGAACCGCUUACGCAAAGAGUAUGCUACAGUUCCAAUUGAGAGAAAGUUGUUCCCGGACCAAAAAAUAUAA
Molecule: messenger RNA, 339 nt
Organism: Trichomonas vaginalis G3
Lineage: Eukaryota; Parabasalia; Trichomonadida; Trichomonadidae
Exons: 1
Coding region: 1-339 (112 amino acids)
Source: RefSeq, a predicted model, not a curated record